Molecule: messenger RNA, 6933 nt
Organism: Aspergillus ibericus CBS 121593
Lineage: Eukaryota; Fungi; Ascomycota; Eurotiomycetes; Eurotiales; Aspergillaceae
Exons: 5
Coding region: 147-6686 (2179 amino acids)
Source: RefSeq, a predicted model, not a curated record
UCCGCUUUUGAUUGUUCACCGGUGGUUUGAACUGGUGUCAGAAAUCCUCCGAGAAUAAGGUGCUGCCUCAAUUGGGGCUGAUAGGGUAUCCAUGCGCCUGGCAUAGAGCAGUCGCUGGCCGUCAUACGAGUGUCACGCGUUCCAGUAUGGAUGUUGUGCCAAGGUUCUAUCGUGAUGCACUCGCUUUUUCAUCAAAUGGACACGCCCAUUCCCCGGUUGGGUUAAACAUACAUUGCAGGGAACCAUGCGGCGAGUCGAAAGGCUGGCUGAGCUUGGACUCCCGAGCAACCAGAUGUGGUUAUGUGCACGACAGCAAAGCUCCGCAGGUGGUGAAACACCAGAGCCAGGAUACGAAUAUUCGACGAAAGUCAUGUUAUAAAACCGCCCUGGCUCUUGUGGUUGACAUUCACCUGGUCGAUCCCGAAGGUUAUGACCCACCACCACCAGCAUAUGAUGAUGCGAUAAAGGAUCUGCCUCCGGAAUACUCUGCGCUGGCUCCCUUGGCUCAACAAAAGGACCUGAUCCAAGACUCCGCGCCAGCACGGACUGCAGAUGACACCAAGUCCAGGAGAGCGUCUCGAUCGAUUGACUUUGAAUCGACGUCUGGCAUUCGGGAAAAUAAGGGAAAGAAAAAGAAGAAGCCAGCACAACCCCAGCGACAGAACUCACCGCCAGCCGAGGAGAGCGGUGGUAACAAUGCCGAGGGCGGAGAUGAGCCCAACGGUGACGGUACCGGAGAUGGAGGCGAUACUGGUGAUGGCAGCAAUGGAGGGGAUGGUAACGGUGGAGACGGCAAUGGUGGCGGCGAUGGAGGUGGCGAUGGAGGUGACGGAGGUGACGGUGACGGUGAUGAUAACUGGAACGCAUGGAAUACAACUUCCACCAAGAAGAGUAAGAAAAAGAAGAAAGAGGAGGAAGAGGAACGACUGAAGAAAGAAGAAGAAGAGAGGCAAGCCAAGGAAGAAAGGGAGAGACUGGCCAAAGAAGAGGAGGAACGGAAGGCAAAGGAAGAAGAGGAACAGAAAGCGAGAGAAGAGGAGGAGAGACUGGCCAAGGAAGAGGAGGAACGGAAGGCCAAAGAGGAGGAAGAGAAAAAGGCUGCCGAAGAAGCCGCUGCCGCUGCAUCCAACAACCUGAAUUGGGCUGAUCAGGGUGAUGGAAAUGGCGACGAUUCUUGGGCAUUUACUACUACCACUAGUAAGAAAAAGAAGAAGAAAGGCAAGGCCGCGGACGCAGUUCCACCUGAGCCGGCGUCGAACGGGUUUCAGGAUGUUAGCUUGAGUGACAACGUGCCGCAGCUGGAUCUGAGACACCCUCCCCCAGCCCCUGCAACCAACUUCAACUUCGGUUGGGGCCAAGGCUGGGGUUCUAACGAUAAAUGGGGCCUCAACACGUUGAACGGCGCGGAAGACAAAGGAAAAUCGGAUAACCCCUGGUCCUUCUCCGGGAAUAAUAACCUAGCAAAUGCUUCAGUUGGGUUCGGCUUCGGUGGUGGUGAUUUUGGAGAUAUCCCGGGUUCUAAUGAUGUCAGUGCUCCUCCAGAAGGAAAGACUGAGGAUGACAUCUGGGCCGGCUUUGGCGCGGCUACGAAAAAGGACAAGAAGAAAAAGAAGAAGGGGUCAGAGGAGGAACUCCCCGUCGACCCUGAGCCCACGCCCAUUGAAGAGCCCGAACCCCAAGCCGAGCCUGAGCCUGAGCCUGCACCAGUAGUGGAAAGUCCCUGGGAUACAGGUCUUUCCAAGAAGGAGAAACGCAAGGCAAAGAAGGGCAAGGCUGUCGAGGAACCAGCUCCAGAACCUCUUGUUGAAGAGCCAAAAUCAGACGACGCUUGGGCGGCCCUUGAGGAGAAGCAAGAGCCAGAGAAGCCGCUGGAGGUUGCCGACGACGACAACUGGGGCUGGGGCAUGUCUACUACCAAAAAGGACAAGAAAAAGAAGAAGGGUGCUGCGGCGGAAGUUCUUCCCGUAGAAGAGCCUGCUGCAGAGGAGCCUCCUGCAGAAGAGCCCCCUGCACCCGAACCACCUGCUCCGGAGCCACCAGCGGAGCCUGAACCCGUUGAGGAGAAGAAAGAUGAGGAUGACUGGUCAACGUGGAGUGCCCCCAAGAAGGACAAAAAGAAGAAGAAGGGCAAGGCUAUUGAGCUGGAGCCGGAACCACAGCCCGACCCUGUGCCGGAGCCUGAGGUAGUACCAGAGCCGGAGCCAGAACCAACACCAGAACCGGGACCAGUCCUUGAGCCUGAGCCUGAACCUGAACCUGAACCUCAACCUGAGCCCGAACCCGAGCCCGAGCCGGAGAAGAAGGCCCCGGAGAUACCAGACAGCCCUCUUUAUAACAACUGGCACACCCUUUCAUCUAAAGACCGGAAGAAGCGGGAAAAGCAACUGGUCAAGAAGGGUCUUCCGAUUCCCGGUAAAGAUUUCGAGCUCCCAGUACCAGGAGCCGAGCCUCCUGAGCCAGAGCCAGAGCCAGAGCCAGUACCUGAACCAGUUCAAGAGCCGGAGCCUGUUCCUGAACCCGAGCCCGAGCCUGAGGUAGUGCCGGAGCCAGAACCAGCGCCAGAGCCGGAACCCGUCCUUGAACCUGAACCUGAGCCUGAACCAGCUCCCGCACCAGAACCAGCAGAGCCCGAGCCCGAGCCCGAACCGGUUCAAGAGCUCGAACCUGUUCCUGAACCUGAGCCUGAGCCUGAGGUCAAAGCUCCCGAGAUUCCAGACAGCCCUCUCUAUAACAACUGGCAUACCCUCUCGUCCAAAGAUCGCAAGAAACGAGAGAAGCAGCUAGUCAAGAAGGGACUGCCUAUUCCUGGUAAAGAUUUUGAGUUACCAGUGCCAGGAGCUGAACCUCCAAAGGAACCUGAGCCGGUGCCAGAGCCAGAGCCAGAACCGGUGUCAGAGCCGGUUCAAGAAGCAGAGCCAGCCCCAGAGCCAGCUCCAGAGAUUGAACCAGAGCUAGAGGUGGUACCAGAGCCGGCAGCGGAGCCUGAGCCUGAGCCUGAGCCUGUCAUAGAGCCAGAGCCAGUGCCUGAGCCCGUCCCCGAACCUCAAGAACCAGAACCAGAGCCGAUUCCCGAGCCAGCUCCCGAGCCAAUUCCUGAAGCGGUUCCAGAGCAAACCUACCAAGAUGAUAGUUGGGGAAUCUUAAGCACUUCGAAGGACAAAAAGAAGAAGAAGAAGAACAAGAUCGCCGUCGAGCCCCCACCGCCCGCACCUACCCCUCCUUCUUUUGGAUUCACUGCCGAGCCAGAAGGCUUCGUGCCUACUGAGCAUGUGCCCGAGGAGCCACUUUGGGAUGAGUACGAUAGCAAACCUUCGAAGGGAUUUCAGGAUGAUUAUCUGGCGGAAGAAGCACCUAAACCGGCCAAGGGAUUCUGGGCCAGUUUCGGUGUUCCAACCAUGAGCAAAUCCAAGUCUACCAAGAAGAAGUCGACCGAAAAGGCCAAAGCAAUCGAGGUGGCACCAGAGCCUGAGCCUGAGCCAGUUCCCAGCCAACCCGAGGAUGAUUUACUUAUUGACGUUGGUGAUGAUUUCAAGAUGCCCGAAGCGCCCGAGGCGCCAAUCCCGCCAGUUGUCGACGAACCACCCGCGCCAGCCGCGCCGCCAGCGAAGACUUCUGUUGUCACCAACAAGACCAAGUCAUCGGCCAAAUUGUCACUCGCAGAGCGAAUCAACGCUUUGGAGCGGAAGAAGGACAAGGCAGCAAAGGCAGAGCCUACCCCGCCCCCGGAAGAACCUGAACCUCAACCCGAACCUGUGGAGUUCUUCGACCCCGAGCCGUUUAAGAAGCCCUAUAGGGAUGUGGUCCCUGGGAGCUUUCCGGACGCAUUUGACGACGACUACGAGGAAUUCUACGACGUACCACCACCUGCCCCGGAACCUCCAGCACCCGGGCCGGAGCCAGCCCUCGAACCUGAGCCGGAACCAGAGCCAGCGCCAGAACCUGAACCUGAACCUGUCCUUGAACCUGUCCUUGAACCUGUCCUUGAACCUGAGCCUGUGCCUGAGCCUGAGCCCGCUCCUGCGCCGGUGUCAUUGUCAAAGAAGGCGAAGAAGAAGGAUAAGAAGAAGUCAAAGGCUAUUGUCCUCGAGCCCGUGCCUGAGCCGAUACCUGAACCUGUCCCUGAGCCAGCAUUCGAACCGGUAGCUGAACCCGCGCCCGAGCCAGUGCCGGAGCCGAUACCUGAGCCAGUUGCAGAACCAGAACCGGAGCCGGAGCCACAGCCUGAACCACAGCCUGAGCUCGAGCCCGAGCCUGCUCCGGUACCUGCUCCUGUCUCGAAAACCGAAAAGAAGAAAAAGAAGAAGAGGAUCGUUGUCCCAGAGCCAGAGCCAGAGCCAGAGCCCGCUCCUGUACCGGAGCCAGAGCCUGUCCUUGAACUUGAGCCUGAACCUGUCCCCGAGCCUGAGCCUGAACCUCAACGCGAACUCGAACCCGAACCGGAGCCGGAGCCAGAACCUGAACCGGUAUAUGUUCCUGCCCCUCCUGAGCUACCAAUCGAGCAAGAGCGGGGAUUCCAGCCAGAGUUCGACGAGCCACCUGCUCCAAAGCCUGAAAAGCCGAAGAAGAGGAGCAAAAAGGUCGCUAGUUUAGAACAAGCAGCGCCAGUCAUGGAACCAAUGCCUGCCGAAGCUGAACCAGCCGACGCAGCUGAAGCAGUUGGUGUAGAUACAGGUCACCCUCCUACGCCCCCUCCAGAGGCAGAGCCGGUACCUGAAAAGCCGGUGAAGAAAGAGCGCGUUCGUCUUGAGCGUGCUCCAGGUUCGACCUCUUGGGGAUUCUGGAGUGCUACGCCACAAAAGCAGCCCUCCCAUAGGGAGCGUAGGCCAAGACGGGAGCCCUCACCGCCCAUGGUGAGGUCAAAGUCGGCCAGACAGCCGAAGUCGAGGGACCCUGACGAGGGGGAGAAGUCUCCCUCUGACAAGGAUAGACGGCGAGAGGAUCGACGAGAGGACCGACGGGAUGACCGACGGGAGGAUCGACACAGUCGAGGUAUGACUUUUGCUGACUUUGUCCUUGGGGCGCCGCCGCCCACCAGAACCAAGUCGAGUCGAAGGCCUAGACGUCCAUCUAUGGGCAUGGAGGAUGCGGGGUUCCCAACUCCACCACCAGAUGACCAUCGGGACAUUCCGGAUAAGGCAGCCCGCAUGAUGGGUGUGAAUGGCUCAUCCAGGAGGGAAAGACCCCAUGAAUCUCGUAGAAGACCUCGCAACCCUGACUCAUAUGCUGUGGAAGAUGAGGACAUGGUCAUGGUGGAUCGGGAUGACUUUUCCGCUCCAAAGGACGGCUCAAGGGGAUCGAGACAUUCCGACAGACAGUCAAGGCGGAAGUCUCGGUCCAGACGUGGCGAAUUCCCUGAUGAUGCGGUUAUGCUUGACACAGACCAGCACCAUGGACCCGAAGUGUUCUCAGGCCCCGACGAUAUUGCCUUCGUAGAAGCCCCAAGAGAACGACGAGUAAGGCAGUCGAGUACUGCUCCCAAGAAAGAGUCCACAGGCCUCAUGGGCUUCAUUGGUUCUUUGCGCAAGUCCGCUCGUCCAGAACAGCCAGAACGGCGCAAGUCCCGAUCUUAUCGCGAUGACGAUGCCAGAUACAUGACUGAGCCAGAGCGAGAUGAGGCGCGCCGUGCGCGGCGUGACGAAAGAAGGAGACGUUAUGAAAGACCGGAUGCUGAAGGCGAAGAAUUCGUCAACGAGGGCGGUCCGGUGGGUGGUUUCCCGGAGACCGAUGUGGAGGAAGCCGAGGCUAGGAGGGCGGCGCGUAGAGCGCGACGGGCACGACAGGCAGCAUCUGAUCAGCUUCGGGAAAGCGAGUGGCGCGAGGCUGAGGAAAGACGCGAGGCCGAAGAAAGAAGAGCUCGACGCAGGGAAAGGGAGAGAGCCCGUGAGCGUGAGAUGCAAGAGAGAAUGGUCCGCGAGGAGGAGGAGAGGGAAGAAAGACGCCGCGAGGAGAGAAGGGCUCGGCGCGCUGCUCGUGAAGAGCGCCGUGCCCGAGAGGAGCAAGAGGCCCGAGAGGCAGAGGCCCAAGCAGAGGCCGAAGCCAGGGCUGCCGAGCGACGCGAACGCAGAAGGCGGAGGGAGGCAGAGAUGCAAGAAGCCGCCGCGUACGAGCCCCGGUCGAAACGACGAUCCUCUCGUCACCCGGUCGAUGACCGAGCUGCUCGAGACUUCUAUCUCGGCGGCUACAAUGGUGACAGGGCGUACCGUCCAGAGCGCUCUGCAGAAGACGGAGAAAGACCUAAACGCCGGAAAUCCAGGGCCCCCGAAGUGGAACGAGGGCCUCCGAUGAUGUCCGGAGGACGCAAGGAUAAAACUUCGUCCUGGGUACACUCCCAAGAGAGCGAUCCGCCCGAGCCACCCCCGGUCGUUGCAACCGUUCUGGACGUGCCACCGGGCCCAGACGAGCCAACGCAAGCACACUCGGUAUCCUCAGACGAGGAAGCCCGCCGAGAGCUACGACGUCGAGCUCGCAGACGAGCCCGAUACCCCGGCAUGACAGACCAGGAAAUCGACGAGCUGCGGGCGCGUAAGCGCGAGGCACGACGCUCCGAGAAGAGUUCCAAUAGCGCCGAUUACGAACGGGUCCGCGGCCAGCGCUCGUACGAUGAUCGAUAUGCGCCUGCGAGUGGUGGUGGGACGAAGAUGCCGAAUUGGUUCAGAAGACUGACCAACAGGAUUCAUGAUGAAUGAUGAGGAUUAUACGAUGGAAUGAAUGAUAUGCUUGAUGUUGGAUCUGAGGGUUGAUUGAUUUGGAUGAUGCCUUAGCGAGCAUGCUAUGAAUGAUGUACGAUUAUGACUCUGAGAAUGACUCUGCUCAGUGGAUUGAUGUUGUAUCUGUAUUUCGGAAUUUGUCUGGCAAGGAUAGACUUCGUAAGGGCAUUCAGAAUACUGACGAGGCUGGGAAUAGAGGUUUUGAUACUUCGUUGUUGGCAUGCUA